AUGGACGAAUCAUUACCAAAUCCCCCGGCCGAGCUGAAGUCGGUCCUACCCUUCGUUCAACGAGCCAACGAGCUUCGCACGGCCGACAAAGUCAUCGCCUACUGGUGUUGCUACUACGUCGCCCAGCUCGGCAUUUCCUCCAAUGCCUCUUCUUCGCAAGCAAAGAUGUAUCUUCUCACUCUUAUGGACACUCUCGAAGAGCUCAAAGCCAAACUGGCCGACAACGAUGCUGUGACCAACGAUGCUGCCAGCUCCGCUUACGUCGAGAACUUUGCCCUCAAAGUCUUCGUUGGUGCUGACAACGAGGAUCGCUCGGGUAAAGCAACACGAGCAACAGCAAAGAAGUUCUUAGCUGCAAGUCAAUUCAUUGAGCUGCUCAAGAUCUUUGGCACCCUGGAACCGGAGAUGGGAGAGAAGAUCAAGUAUUCCAAAUGGAAGGCGGCUGAUAUUGCGAAAACCUUCAAGGAAGGCAGGAAGCCAACGCCAGGGCCGGCAGGAGGCGAUCCGAAAGAGGAGGAGGCAAAAUUAGAAACUGCAAUGGGACCAGGCAAAGUGGAGGAUAGCAAGGAGGAACAGGAGUAUAUGGCGAGGGAGAUGGCCAAGUUGACCGCCGAUGCUGGUCCAGAUGAGCCUACAGCUAGUGCUCCUGCAGCACCAAACGCGCCUGCUCCGCAAGACACUGUCAUGGCUCGCGGCAGCAGCUCAGGCAGCCAGCCAGAAGCACGUGCUCAGGUCCAGCCGCCUACAGGUCCACCUUCAGCCGCGAACCAACUUGAUACCCACAAACUCAACACAGCCUUCCCCGACGCUGAAGAAAUGUGGAAAUCCAGCUCUCGCAAGUCCACCGAAGCUAUCUCUCGUACGCCUUCCGCAUCUUCGCAUCUCGACCGACCGACAAUCGCUCCUUCUGCAAGCUUUGGCUCAAAUCCAGGCAGCUCUCGUCCACUUCCUGUUCCACCGCAGCGAGAUGGUCUACCCAUCCCACCCGUCAGCGCUCACGAACACUUCAACAAUGGUAGUCCCGGCUUUGAUGCCGCUAGUGGAGCAGGUGGACCUGGUGCAGCGCCAGCUUCGUUCUGGGGAGGUGCAGCUUCAUCAGCGCCGGCAGCGGACAAUGUAACAGACCUGCCUUCUGUUCCUUCAACACUCGGCGGUGGCAGUGGGCUGGAAGGCCAUCCAGCAAUCGAAAGGAUUGAUCCGCCUCAAUCGAGCUUGCCUGGUACACCGAGUGGGCUCCCUAGCACUCCUGGAUUCGCUUCUCCUUCUGCGCCGGGCUUCCACCCGUCGCCCUCUGCUCCCAGCGCCCCUGUACUCCCACCUGCACCGCCGGCAGCUCGCGCAGCACCUGUUGCGCCUGUACCAGCUCCGGCACCAGUUCCUGUAGCAGUAGCGUACCCGGAGACACUGGAUCCAAAACUGUCAACAAGGGUUCAAAAGCUGGCGAGAGGAGCUGCUAGUGCUGUGGACUUUGAAGAUCUGGAGACGGCAAGGAUUCAGCUUAGGCAGGCGCUGGAUAUUUUGCAAGGUCGAACGAAGGCAUAG
This is a messenger RNA of Ustilago hordei, 1542 nucleotides long. RefSeq lists its product as uncharacterized. The coding region runs from base 1 to 1542 and encodes 513 amino acids. Gene Ontology annotation, biological process: late endosome to vacuole transport via multivesicular body sorting pathway. The record is from RefSeq and is a predicted model, not a curated record. Gene Ontology annotation, cellular component: multivesicular body. NCBI's taxonomy places the organism in Eukaryota, Fungi, Basidiomycota, Ustilaginomycetes, Ustilaginales, Ustilaginaceae. The transcript has a single exon.